UGGCUAUUGCUACGUUCUCAAUACGUUAGAAACGUACGCAAAGUCGCAAAGGAGUGUUUGGCAAUUCUUAUUGCGCCGGCCACCGAGGCAGCACGAAAAUUCACAAAUUUCACAAAACAAAAUGACCUCAAAAUUCUCCAAUGCUCCGUAUACUUCUUUACCUUCCCACCCUAUUCCGCACAACGUCAUCGUUUUGCCCUACUACCAACCACCUCCGAAUCCGUCCCUCAUCUUCCUACGCCGCUGCCUCCUCUUUACUUCGGUCAUCCUCCUUCUGUCUGCUGUUGUCUUCUUUCUCUACCCUUCCGAUCCCGCCCUCCAAGUAGACCGAAUUCGACUCAACCACAUACGAGUCAACUCAUCCCCGAAACUCACUCUCGACAUAUCUCUGUCCCUGCUCAUGAGGGUGAGAAACAGAGACUUCUUUUCUUUAGACUAUGACUCUCUUGACGUUUCGGUUGGGUAUAGAGGGAGAGAGCUGGGGCUUGUAAGGUCUCAAGGCGGGAAACUUAGAGCGAGAGGAUCGUCGUACGUUAAUGCCACGCUUGAUUUAAAUGGGCUACAGAUUAUUCAUGAUGUGUUUUACUUGAUUGAGGAUUUGGCUAGGGGCGUUAUCCCCUUUGACACUGAUACCAUGAUCGAAGGAGAGCUUGGACUCUUGUUUUUCAAAAUUCCUAUCAAGGCAAGAGUAUCGUGUGAGGUCUAUGUGAAUACUAAUAACCAAACAGUUGCCCGUCAAGAUUGUUACCCUGAGUCUUAGCUAUUACAUUCCAGCUGACAAGAAGUGUUUAUAAGUGAUAUGAGGGACCUUGGUCUGUGGCAGAGUGUCUUGAAGCGGAAGUACAUAGAACUGGGUGCUGGAGGUAAAUAUUCUUAUGUUUCCAGUAGCCCUUUGAGUUGCUAGUUCUAUUCAGAAAUUGAUUGCCAUUUGUAGCUUGGGCGAGUUCUUUGUGGCUUCUGAUUCGAUUUAGUGCAAAAGAUUCAUUUGGCCAAGGAACAAAGCUAUCUAUGUAUUUACAUUUUACACCCAACUUAAAUGAAAUUUAUUAGAAUUUUUCCAUUCAUAAGGUUGUUGCUUCUGUAUAUACUUGUUGGGCCCAUGAAUACUUCUCUUAGAAUCAAAUUGAUCCAGCAGAUAACUGUUUAACAGAUUAUUCUGUAGGCUAUUUAUUACCAAAGAUUA
Molecule: messenger RNA, 1183 nt
Organism: Jatropha curcas
Lineage: Eukaryota; Viridiplantae; Streptophyta; Magnoliopsida; Malpighiales; Euphorbiaceae
Product: Late embryogenesis abundant (LEA) hydroxyproline-rich glycoprotein family
Biological process (GO): defense response to other organism
Source: RefSeq, a predicted model, not a curated record